Calypte anna (Anna's hummingbird) is the source of this 2546-nucleotide messenger RNA. It is a transcript of the gene POFUT1, whose product is annotated as protein O-fucosyltransferase 1. Gene Ontology annotation, biological process: protein O-linked glycosylation via fucose; Notch signaling pathway; regulation of Notch signaling pathway. Lineage: Eukaryota; Metazoa; Chordata; Aves; Apodiformes; Trochilidae. Gene Ontology annotation, cellular component: endoplasmic reticulum. The transcript is spliced from 7 exons. Bases 10 to 1203 code for a protein of 397 amino acids. Gene Ontology annotation, molecular function: peptide-O-fucosyltransferase activity. The record is from RefSeq and is a predicted model, not a curated record.
GACACCGCCAUGGCGGCCGCGCUGCUGCUCCUGGCGCUGCCGGUGCUGCCGGUGCUCUCGGUGCUGCCGGUGCUCUCGGUGCUCUCGGUGCUGCCGGGGGGAGGCGGCGCGGGGCCCGCCUGGGACCCGUCCGGUUACCUGCUCUACUGCCCCUGCAUGGGCCGCUUCGGGAACCAGGCCGAGCACUUCCUGGGGGCUUUGGCCUUCGCCCGCGCCCUCAACCGGACCCUGGCCGUGCCGCCCUGGAUCGAGUACCGGCACCACCGCCCGCCCUACACCAACCUCCACGUCCCCUACUCGGAGCACUUCAAGCUGGAGCCGCUGCUGCGGUACCACCGGGUGAUCAGCAUGGAGCAGUUCAUGGAGGAGCUGGCACCCCGGCACUGGCCGGCGGGCAGCAGGGUGGCUUAUUGCUUCCAGGCUGCUGCCCAGAGGAGUCCUGACCACAGCACCUGCCCCAUGAAGGAUGGAAAUCCCUUUGGGCCCUUCUGGGAUCAGUUCCACGUGGACUUUGAUAGAUCUGAGCUCUUCAGUGGCAUGUCCUUCAGCCCUGCCUACAAGGACCAGUGGAUGCAGAGGUUUCCCCCCUCCCAGCACCCCGUCCUGGCCCUGCCUGGAGCCCCAGCUCAGUUCCCAGUGCUGGAGGAGCACAGGGCCCUGCAGCAGUACGUGGUGUGGUCGGAUCAGAUGGUGAGGAAGGGGAAUUCCCAGAUCCAGUCCCUGCUGCCCAGGCCCUUCGUGGGGAUCCACCUGAGGAUUGGUUCUGACUGGAGGAAUGCCUGCAACAUGCUGCAGGAGGGCACUGCUGGGCCCCACUUCAUGGCUUCCCCCCAGUGCGUGGGCUACGAGCGCAGUGCUGCUGCCCCCCUGACCAUGGAGAUGUGUCUGCCCAGCCUCACCGAGAUCUCCCGGGCACUGCAGCUCUGGGUGGGCAAGCUGGGGGCCAAAUCUGUUUACAUUGCCACUGACUCAGAGCCCUACACUGCAGAGAUCCAGCAGCUCUUCCAGGGAAAGGUGAAGGUUGUCAGCCUGCAGCCCGAGGUGCCCCAGUUGGAUCUCUACAUCCUGGCCCAGUCCGAUCACUUCAUCGGGAACUGCGUCUCCUCCUUCACCGCCUUCGUCAAGCGGGAGCGGGACGUGCACUCCCUGCCCUCCUCCUUCUUUGGCAUGGACCAUCCCCCACGGCCCCGGGACGAGUUCUGACCCAGGAGGAGCAGCCUUGGACCUUCUCGGGGCUCCCAGCUCUGGUUCCCUUCCCCAGGGACCACCGAGGGUUCCUGAGCACAGAGCUGGGCUGCCACAGCCCCCUCCUCCUCCUCUUCUUCCUCCUCCUGCUCCUCUCCCUGACCUCUCCUGUGGUUCCAGUGUGAGGUCAAACAGAAAUGAGGUUUUUAAUCCCGUUUUUAGGAAGGUAUAAACCAGGUGUAGUGCCCAGCCUGGGCAGGUCUCCAUUCUCCCUGCCCAGCAGCCAGGCUGAGGCAGCUUCCCACGUUUCCUCAUCUCUGUCAUUUUCUGUUAAUUCUCAGUUUUUCCCCAGAGCUGUUGUGAAGCUUCGUGCCCCAAACUGCCCAGAGGUGCUUCUGAAGUGCAAAGUAUCACCAGGAAGGGGGUGGGAGGGCUAAGAACCUCUGAGUCCCACGGGUGCCUUUCCACAAGCCCCUCUCCCACCCUCUGGAGAGGUGGCAGUGACCUGCAGGGAGGGGACAGUCCCCUCUGCAGAGCUGGGACCUUGUUCCUGGCCAGCCCAGAGCUGGGGAUUCGGGGCUUGGAGCUGCUGGGGUCAGGAUUUGGAAGGGAGCAGAGGGGUUGGUGCACCUCGUGCCUGCAUUUCUGGGGCUUUUUUGUCUUAUUUCUGUACUUUUUUUUCAGGUAACCCCUGUGACUGCAGAGCCCCAGGUGGUUCCCCUGGGGGAUAAUGGGGGGGGAGGACUUGGUGAUGGUGGAAGAGGUGCCCAAAGCCUCGUUUGGUCCUGGAGCACCCGAAGUCCCCUGGUGCUCAGCCUCAGCCUUCCCAAACCUCCGGCUGCUCCCCUGCCCUCAGAUUCCUCUCGUGUCCCAAGGACUCAGCCAGACCUCACCUGGGUUUGUGCCACUCGGAGGUGGUGCCAGGGCUGUGCUCCCAGCUCUGCUGAGCUCCCAGGGUUUCCAUUUAACUCCAGACGUUUUGUAGGGUUUUUUGGGGGGGAUUUUUACCUCCUCGGAAGCGUCCCCAAGCACUGAAGGAUUGUGAAGGCUCAAGGAGUGAGUGUGAGAGGGCUGAAUGUGAAGGUGCCCAGUGCUGGGGGGGCAGAGCCUCGUCUCAUGUCCUUGGUGCUGCCUGACAGAAACUCCUCCUGGGUUUGGUGGUUUUGGGGUCUCUGAGUUUGUGGCUCCCUGGCAGUCCCUCAGCCCUCAGAUGAUGCUGUGGGGGGGCAGGGGGCACCACCUCGGGUGGCGUUGGGGAACCCCCGGUGUGAAGGGAAGAUGGUUGGGUUCGUGUUUCUUUUUUUAAAAAAAAAGGUAUUUUUGUAAUGAUUUUUGUAACAAUAAAACAGGCUUUGUAUUCA